This is a messenger RNA of Bombyx mandarina (wild silkworm), 461 nucleotides long. Its product is annotated as cytochrome c oxidase subunit 7A1, mitochondrial-like. The record is from RefSeq and is a predicted model, not a curated record. Lineage: Eukaryota; Metazoa; Arthropoda; Insecta; Lepidoptera; Bombycidae.
CUGAAAUCUGAAAAUGCAGCAUACACGUCGGCCUCGUGAAAUAUUCCGUGCGUUUUCAACGACUCCCAAAAUGCACGACUCUCGAGCCGUGAUGAAGUUAAAGAAGAUCCAAGCCGAUUACCAAUGCGAAGACGGGCGCCCGAUAUAUCUGAAAGGGGGAUUCUUCGAUCGCAUCCUCUAUACGUCUACGCUCGUGCUCUGCUUCGUUGGUUUCUGUUCUACUUGUGCCACUAUAUACGAUCUGGCUAAACCACCAUCUUGGAAAACUAAAGCUUGUUAACAGUUUCAAACACUGUUAUGUCUUCGAAUUUACCUUGUUAUUUAGCAUCUAAUAUUUUAUUUGAAAAAAAUGUUUACCAAAAUUAAAAUGAUUCAGAUUAAUUGAAAUAUAAUUGAUUUAUUAAUUGGCGCAUAUUUAGGUACACUACUGUAGUUUUGUGCGUAAUAAUACUAUAGGAUAC